UGGUGCAUUUGACUGUGCCCUCUUCCAGCUGAAACUGACACGGGGCUCCCUGUGCCCAGGCCUGCUGGCCAGCUCUCAUGGACACAGAUCUCUGGCAGGGCUUACCUCCUCUCCACCCCUGGGCCUCUUCCACGCCUCCCCAACCUGCCUUUGAUUGGCGAUCCUUCACUGACAUGGAGACGUGAGUCUGGGGUGGAUGAUGACGGCUGUGUACGUGAAUGGAGGUGGCCUGGUGAACACCCACUAUGCCAGGUGGGACCGGCGGGACAGCGUGGAAAGCGGCUGCCAGACAGAGUGCAGCAAGGACGACGAGGAGGGUCAGUCUCGCCAGCUGACACCUUUUGAGAAGCUGACCCAGGACAUGUCGCAGGACGAGAAGGUGGUGAGAGAGAUCACGCUGGGGAAGCGGGUCGGCUUCUACCGAAUCCGAGGGGAAAUUGGAAGUGGGAACUUCUCCCAAGUCAAGCUGGGAAUUCACUCCCUAACCAAAGAAAAGGUGGCCAUUAAGAUCCUGGACAAGACCAAAUUAGACCAGAAAACCCAAAGGCUGCUAUCCCGGGAGAUCUCAAGCAUGGAAAAGUUGCACCACCCCAACAUCAUCCGCCUUUAUGAAGUCGUGGAGACCCUAUCCAAGCUGCACCUGGUGAUGGAGUAUGCAGGGGGUGGGGAGCUCUUUGGGAAAAUUAGCACGGAAGGGAAACUCUCAGAGCCAGAAAGCAAGCUCAUCUUCUCCCAGAUCGUGUCUGCCGUGAAGCACAUGCAUGAAAACCAAAUUAUUCACAGAGACCUGAAAGCAGAAAAUGUGUUCUACACCAGUAACACCUGUGUGAAAGUGGGUGACUUUGGGUUCAGCACUGUCAGCAGAAAGGGCGAGAUGCUGAACACUUUCUGCGGGUCUCCGCCCUAUGCUGCACCAGAGCUUUUCCGGGACGAGCACUACGUCGGCGUGCAUGUGGACAUCUGGGCCCUGGGUGUGCUCCUGUACUUCGUGGUCACCGGCACCAUGCCCUUUCGGGCAGAGACUGUGGCCAAACUGAAGAAGAGCAUCCUUGAGGGUGCCUACAGUGUGCCCCCGCACGUGUCGGGGCCCUGCCUGCGCCUCAUCAGAGGCAUCCUCCAGCCCAGCCCCUCCGACAGGCUGGGCAUCGACUCCAUCAUGAACAACGAGUGGAUGCAGGGGGUGCUUUACCCCACCCCUUUGGAGCCUUUCCAGCUGGACCCCAAACAUUUGUCCGAAACCAGCACCCUCAAAGAAGAAGAAAACGAGGUCAAGAGCACUUUACAACACUUGGGUAUCACAGAAGAGCAUAUUCGAAAUAACCAAGGGAGAGACGCCAGGAGCUCCAUCACAGGUGUCUAUCGGAUCAUCUUACACAGAGUCCAAAGGAAAAAGGCUUCGGAGAGUGGCCCCCUAAUGGUACUCCCAGACCCUAAAGAAAGGGACCUGAAGAAAGGGUCCCGUGUCUGCAGAGGCAUGAGGCACACAUCUAAAUUCUGCUCAAUUUUAUAAAUGGCGUUAGACUACUGGGGGUUGGCUGAGACCCUAUUGCUGCUUUUGACUUUUUUC
Molecule: messenger RNA, 1567 nt
Organism: Condylura cristata (star-nosed mole)
Lineage: Eukaryota; Metazoa; Chordata; Mammalia; Eulipotyphla; Talpidae
Gene: NIM1K
Product: NIM1 serine/threonine protein kinase
Exons: 3
Coding region: 197-1510 (437 amino acids)
Biological process (GO): intracellular signal transduction; protein phosphorylation; microtubule cytoskeleton organization
Cellular component (GO): cytoplasm
Molecular function (GO): protein serine/threonine kinase activity; ATP binding; tau-protein kinase activity
Source: RefSeq, a predicted model, not a curated record